AACCAGCUGUCCGGACCUCUGCCACCCGCCCUUUCCACUCUCCAACUCCCUACCCCUCCUCCCUUGAGCCCCUCCUCUUGUGCCCGACGCGUGCAGUGAUUGAUGUGCACCUCUUGUGCAGUGAUGUGCACCUCUUGUGCAGUGAUGUGCACCUCUUGUGCAGUGAUGUGCACCUCUUGUGCAGUGAUGUGCACCUCUUGUGCAGUGAUGUGCACCUCUUGUGCAGUGAUGUGCACCUCUUGUGCAGUGAUGUGCACCUCUUGUGCAGUGAUGUGCACCUCUUGUGCAGUGAUGUGCACCUCUUGUGCAGUGAUGUGCACCUCUUGUGCAGUGAUGUGCACCUCUUGUGCAGUGAUGUGCACCUCUUGUGCAGUGAUGUGCACCUCUUGUGCAGUGAUGUGCACCUGAACCAACUUGAUGUGCGCCAGAAUCAAAUGUUCGGACCUUUGCCUUCUACCCUCUCCACCCUCGUCCGCCUCAACACCCUGCGCACUGCCCCCUGCGCUCUGCCCCCCGUGAGGCGCACUGCCCCCUGUGAGGCGCACUGCCCCCUGAGAGGCGCACUGCCCCCUGUGAGGCGCACUGCCCCCUGUGAGGCGCACUACCCCCCUGUGAGGCGCACUGCCCCCAGUGAGGCGCACUGCCCCCUUUUGGGACUUUGA
This is a messenger RNA of Closterium sp. NIES-65, 662 nucleotides long. The record is from the annotation of a GenBank genome assembly. NCBI's taxonomy places the organism in Eukaryota, Viridiplantae, Streptophyta, Zygnematophyceae, Desmidiales, Closteriaceae.